AUGAAAAAGGCGUGGAGAUGUGUUUUAACGUUGAUUGUGGUACAGGGUGCAUUUCAAGAGCUUAAGCUGUACGGAUCUCCAUCUCAAGCUGAAGUGCAGUGUGUCAAUACAUUUGAGGAAAUCGGUAAUGGCAGCGGUGGAGAUGAAAUUGACAUUGAUAAUUUUUUGGUGGACCAAGAAGAAGGUGAUGCUGAAGGAUCUGGCCGCUAUGGGACUAUGCCCCCACCGUUCCCACCGUUGCCGCCUGGAUUGGAUGGAUACCCACUUCGAUUAAGGGGUGAAAAAGGGGACCGAGGACCAAGGGGUCCUCCUGGAGAAUCCAUUCGUGGCCCGCCUGGACCACCUGGACCACCUGGUCCACCUGGAACACCUGGCACACUUCCUGUAUCCGAGUUUUCUGGUUCUGGAGACGAUCAAAUAUUUGGCGAGCAUUACGCAUCACUAGGACAGUGUGGCUGUAAUUCCAGCAUUAUAUUAUCACUGCUUGAGAAAGCUCCUGAACUGCAAGGACCUCCAGGACCGCCCGGAAUAAUGGGUGCUGAGGGUCGCACUGGCGCACCCGGCAUUGCGGGUCAACCAGGAAUGCCGGGCGAACGAGGACCGUCAGGACCUCGAGGCGAAAAGGGUGAAAGAGGAGAUAUGGGACCGCGUGGACCAGAAGGACAGCCCGGUCCUAAGGGCGAACCGGGAGUAGACGGAAGAACAGGCAGCCCUGGUCCACCAGGACCACCCGGCCCACCAGGUCCAUCAGACUACAGUAAUUUUGAAGAAUCACUACUGGGAUCGUACGGUGGAGUUAUCGGCCGACCAGGAGCACCAGGUCCCAAAGGAGAUGCGGGACAACCGGGUCCAAUGGGACUGCAAGGAGAAAGAGGAUUUACGGGACAGAAAGGUGAAAGAGGACAACCGGGUCAAAAUGGAGCCAAAGGCGAACGAGGGCAUCCAGGUCCUCAAGGAGAACGAGGCCCGAAAGGAGAUCGUGGAAGCCCAGGUCUAGAUGGCCGACCGGGUUUGCCAGGGGCAAACGGACGAUCUGCUGAAAAAGGAGAAAAAGGUGAACAAGGGUUGCCUGGUCCACCGGGGCCUCCUGCAGCGCUUUCUACCGAUUUAAGUUCGGAUAACCCCGAAUUUUUUUCGUCUAGACAAAGACAGAUACUGCAAGAAAAAGGAGAAAAGGGCGAAAAGGGUGAAAAAGGUGACCAAGGUAAUGAUGGUAUGCCGGGUUUCCCUGGAGAAGAUGGAAAACCAGGUGACAGAGGCGAUAUUGGACCAUCAGGAAUGCCGGGUGUAGCUGGCCCACCGGGUCCGCCAGGACCUAAAGGAGAAAGGGGAGAAAGGGGACCACCCGGACCUAUAAGCAUCACCGCUCCGGGUUCUGAUAUUCUUACAAUUAAGGGUGACAAAGGGGAACCAGGUUUUCGAGGAAGACGAGGAAGGCCCGGAGCUCCCGGACCAAGAGGACUUGAAGGUCCUCAAGGUAUACCUGGCCCACCAGGGCGUCCUGGCGAUAAAGGUGACAUUGGUCUACCAGGGUGGAUGGGACGCCCAGGUACUUUAGGCCCUCCAGGUGCUCCAGGACCAGUUGGCCCUAAGGGAGAAAAGGGCGACCCAGGAGUGAAUAUUCUAGACGUAUCUAUGGUAAGUAACCUUUUUACUUAA
Parnassius mnemosyne (clouded apollo) is the source of this 1659-nucleotide messenger RNA. The record is from the annotation of a GenBank genome assembly. NCBI's taxonomy places the organism in Eukaryota, Metazoa, Arthropoda, Insecta, Lepidoptera, Papilionidae.